AUGGAUGAAGAAAUUUUAAAAACUUUAACUGAAAGGGAGUUAAAAAAAAUAAUUUUAAAUGAAGCUAAAAACAUAUUAUCUCAAAGAAAAUUCACCAAAAAUGAAAAAGAUGAAAUCUUUCAAAAUAACAAAAUAACAGAAAACUUUGAUAACAAACAAAACGAGGAAAAAUCUGGAGAUAAGCCAGGAUGUGAUGAAAGCGAACUUAUAACAUAUCAAAAAAAAGAAUACUCAGAAAAUAAAAAUAAUAAUUUUUUUAAUUUGCAAGAUUUUUCACUUAAAUAUUCCAAAACGUGUGAAAUAAACAAUCUCAAUUAUGAAAAUGUUGAAUAUGAGUUGAUAAUAUCCUUUAUAAAUACAUUUAAUAAUGAACUAAAAUAUCAAUUAAAAUUAAAUAAUAUUAAUAAACAUGAGGAUAAAGAAAAUAGUAUUAUUCAUAAAAUGGUUAACAUAUUUAUGGACAAACUUAUUUUUUAUUGCACACAUCCAAUAAUUUGUUUAUCACAAAAUAAUAAUAAUAAUAACAGUUUAUUUGAUAAAGAAAUAACUACCCAUAUUGAAAUUUUUUUUAAACAAAUAGAACAAAAUAAUGAUACAGAUAUCUUAUUUAAAAAUUGCUUGAAUCAAAUACUAAAAAAUAUUUUUAAUUUCAAACCCAAUCCUGAUGAUAUGGCUAAUUGGAUCUCCAGACAAGCCUUUGUUGAUCUUAUUAAAAUUAUAAUUGAAGAAAAUAUAAAAAGGAAUGAAUUAUGUAUUAUAUAUGCAACUGAUUUAAUAAAAAAAAAUUAUAAAAAUUUAGAUUUUUUUCAAGUCGAUAAUGUUGUUGUUCUAAUAGAAAUAAUUCAGUAUGCUAUAAUUUUUUUAGUUGAAAAAAAAUACAAUAUGAAAAAUUUUUCAUUUAAAGACGAAAAAUGGUUUGAACAUUUUGGAGACCUAUUACAAUUAUUAAAAAAUAGUGAAUGGAAAAUUUUUUUAAAUCAAUUAAUUGUAAUAGAAACCUUUCUUUAUGACAAAAAAAGAGAAAAUGUUAAAAAAGCAUUUAAUGAGUUAUAUAAGCACAAGAUUGAAGCUGCAUCUAUUAAAAACAGCUCCUACUCAAAAUGGUUCAAAAUAGAGAUGCCAUUAUCAAUAAGUUUAUUCAAAUAA
This is a messenger RNA of Plasmodium relictum, 1146 nucleotides long. Its product is annotated as conserved Plasmodium protein, unknown function. Bases 1 to 1146 code for a protein of 381 amino acids. The transcript is spliced from 9 exons. Lineage: Eukaryota; Apicomplexa; Aconoidasida; Haemosporida; Plasmodiidae. The record is from RefSeq and is a predicted model, not a curated record.